AAUGCUACCAUAUUGUUUUGGAUGUAAGAAAAAGAUUAAUAAGCUGAAGCAAGGUGUUUGUUCACUUUGUCAUCAUAAAGUCCAUUGGGCUUGUUUAUCAGAUGGAUUAUGUUCUAUAUGUUCAAGUGUUGAUAAAAAAAGAAUCAGAAUUAUUCUGAGCAAAUGUGAUGAAAUUUUACAAGAUAAAUCUACCAAUAAAGUCUCAAAUGCUGAAAAUAUAGAUCUAAAUCAUUCAAGAGAAGAGAUAGAUGUGCAAAAUAUAAUAAUGGAUGUUGAUCAUGAAGAAGUGGUUACCCUUAUUGAAACACUGAAUUGUGAUGCAGAGUACAGGCUUGUUGAUAAUCUUAGUGAAAGCAGCCCUCUGCAUGGAAAUAUAUUACAUUUGAAUGAGAAUGAUAUCAAUAUGGAGGAGUCCUUUGAAAGUAUACCAGAGGUGAACUAUGACAGCAAUGGAACCAAAAAGAUAGUUAUGGAUUUUGAAAAAGCUGUUUGGAAAGCUGUAUUAAAUAAUUGGGAAAAUGUAAAUCUGUCAGGAUGCUUAUUCCAUUGGAAUCAGGCAGUUUAUAGAAAAAUUCAGGAGCUUGGUUAUUCAUCAGACUUCAACAAAAAAAAUGGACAAUGGUUUGAAAUGAGACAGCUAAUGGCUUUGCCAUUCCUUCCAUCUCACAUUAUUCCAAUAGAGUUUAUUAAAAAUAAGGAUUACCUUAAAUCAAUUGAUAAACUUGCUGAUUUUAUUGAUUAUUUUGAAAGAACUUGGAUUUUGAAUGAUGUUUGGUCACCAAAAUGUUGGUCUAUCUAUCAAUGUGCAAUCAGAACAAAUAAUGAUGUUGAGGGAUUUCACAAUAGGUUGAAUGGAAAUGUUGGAGUGAAUGUUUCAUUUUAUUCUGUGAUAGAUGAAUUGAAAAGGGAAGCAGACCUUAUAGCAGCAUAUCAAAGAAUGUUAUCAGAAAAGAAGAUAUUAAGAUACCAAAGAAAGUUUUAUAAGAACCUCCAAAAUAAAAUAUUUUCAAUUUGGGAAAGAUUUGAAAAGCAUGAGAUUACUUCAUCAGAAGUUCUAGUAAAGUGUUCUGAACUUUAUUUAGUAGCUCAAUAA
Messenger RNA from Dimorphilus gyrociliatus, 1093 nucleotides. The record is from the annotation of a GenBank genome assembly. Lineage: Eukaryota; Metazoa; Annelida; Polychaeta; Dinophilidae.